Messenger RNA from Gryllus bimaculatus (two-spotted cricket), 3066 nucleotides. NCBI's taxonomy places the organism in Eukaryota, Metazoa, Arthropoda, Insecta, Orthoptera, Gryllidae. The record is from the annotation of a GenBank genome assembly.
CUGCUGUGUGAGUCGUGGGUGUCUAAUGGGUGUGGAUGUAUCUUUCAUCUACUGGCCCUUGUGGGAAGUGUCGUAAGAGUUAACAUGUUGACGUAAUUAUAAUACAGAGAAUUAUAGAAUUCUCUAUUGAUAUUUAAAAAUGUGUGUGUCCAACUUGGUAUUGCAGUUGACUAAUUUAGGAUUAUGCAAGUGAAGUUACGUAGUACUUGAACUGUCGUGUAAGAUUGCAAAAUGCCUGACGCUAUUUUUAUGAAUAAUCUUGAUUUUACGACAUGACAUUGAGUACAUUAUCUACAAGGUGCAAAAUGAAUUUUCAAUGGCAUUUGGUAUUGUGUGGAAUAUUAAUGCUGUCGAGUUGUCAGAAUGUUCUUACUCAUUCUACUCCUCCCAAUUACGAUGACAGCUGGGGGUUAGACGAGAUAAAAUCUCUUUUUGCUCAAUCGUCAAACGUGAGUCCCAGAAAAGUAAGAGACAACACUCAUGAGGAUACGAAUGCAACUCCUUCCCAAGUUACAGAAUCUAAAAACGAUAAUGUAAAAAUGAAUUUGACAUCUUCAACAGAAGUGAAUAAUAGCACUUUCUCACCUAUGUCUGUUACACCUAGUCAGCAACCUAGUGUAUCAACCCUCUCUCCAAAUGCUUCAUCAACCACAGUUAUCUCUGCAGAUCCUAUUUUGCCUGAUAAAGGUUCUGCUGAAGAGGAACACAAUAGCUCUAUGUCCAUAUUCUUUGUUUUGUGUGUAAUUGCAUUAGGAAUUUUGUUGAUACAUGUUAUGAUUCAGACCAAUUUUCAGUAUUUGCCAGAGAGUAUUGCUAUUGUAUUUUUGGGUGCUGUUAUUGGCUUUAUUUUGAAUUUGAUGAUAGACAAGAACAUUGCUAACUGGAGGAAGGAAGAGGCAUUUUCUCCUACUGCAUUUUUUCUUGUGUUGCUUCCCCCUAUUAUAUUUGAAUCAGGAUAUAAUCUUCACAAAGGUAAUUUUUUUCAGAAUAUUGGUUCGAUUUUAGUGUUUGCUAUUAUUGGGACAACAAUUUCAGCUUUAGUCAUUGGUGCUGGUGUCUAUCUUCUUGGUCUUGCCCAAGUUGCUUAUCGUCUUAGUUUUGUUGAAAGUUUUGCAUUUGGUUCAUUGAUAUCAGCAGUUGAUCCAGUUGCCACAGUUGCAAUAUUUCAUGCUAUGGAUGUUGAUCCUGUACUUAAUAUGUUGGUCUUUGGUGAAAGUAUUUUAAAUGAUGCAGUAGCCAUUGUUUUGACAACUUCUAUAUUAGAAUCAAAUAAUCCAACUAUGUCAUCAUCUGAAGCAGUAGUUACGGGAUUCAAUAGAUUCACUUUGAUGUUCUUUGCAUCAGCAGGAAUAGGUGUUGUUUUUGCCCUUGUCAGUGCCCUCUUAUUAAAGCAUGUAGAUUUACGUCGAAAUCCAUCCUUAGAAUUUGGCAUGAUGUUAGUUUUUACAUAUGCUCCUUAUGCUUUAGCUGAAGGGCUUCAUCUGUCAGGAAUAAUGGCAAUUUUGUUUUGUGGAAUUGUUAUGUCUCAUUAUACACAUUUCAAUCUAUCAACUGUAACACAAAUUACCAUGCAGCAAACAAUGAGAACUCUUGCAUUUAUUGCUGAAACAUGUGUAUUUGCAUACUUGGGUCUUGCACUGUUCAGCUUUCGACAUCGAUUAGAAUUAGCACUUGUUGUAUGGAGCAUUGCACUUUGUCUAAUUGGACGAGCCUGUAAUAUCUUUCCCCUUGCUGUACUUUGCAAUCGUUUCCGAGAGCAUCAGAUUACAAAAAAAAUGAUGUUCAUCAUGUGGUUUAGCGGUUUACGUGGGGCUAUUGCGUAUGCUCUCUCUUUGCACUUACAAUUCAGUGAUGAGACUCGGCAUGUGAUUGUUACAACUACUCUUAUAAUAGUUCUCUUUACAACUCUUGUGUUUGGAGGUUCUACAAUGCCCUUAAUGAAGUUCUUACAAGCAGACAGAAAACAGCGAAGUCGUAGAAGGCGUCGUGAAAAGGAAAUAACUCUUAGCAAAACCCGUGAAUGGGGUCAAGCAAUUGAUUCCGAACAUCUUUCUGAAUUCACUGAAGAAGAAAUGGAAGUUAAUUUUAUUCAGUCAAGAAUAAAAGGAUUUGCCAAAAUAGAUAUAAAAUAUUUUAUCCCAUUUUUCACUAGAAGAUUUACCCAACAGGAAUUGAAAGACUGCAAAAGCCAGAUGACAGAUUUAACCAAUCAAUGGUAUCAAGCUAUUCGUGUUUCUCCUACAGAAACUGAUGAUGAAGGUGGAGUUAAUCACACAUAAUUGUUGUAAAUAUUCUAGAAAGCGAAAUUAUCUUAAGAGCUAGUGCAGCAGACCUUCCUGACUUUCACCAAAUUUUAAAUUGAAAUUUUUCUUCUUCCAACACUUGUCAAUGUGCUUUGAACUGGUAUAUAACAUGGUUGUUGUCUGUGCUAUAUUCUAUUUUUCACGUUGAACAUGUAUAAAAGAUUUUUCAUCAACAUGAAAUUGUGCUAGUCAUUUUCUAUGUCAUUUCAAGAAUGUGUACUUGCACAAAGCCAAAUUUAUUUUGAUAUAAAAUACCACUGUGGUUAGAAAACAUUAUUCAUAACUGGCCCCUUGCUAUACAGUAUUAUGAAAACAUUUGUAAAAUAUAAUAAAUUGUUUCUUGAAAGAAAAGAAAAAUAAAUCCAAUGGACCCUUAUUUUACCUGAUUUUCCCCAAGAUUACGCAUGUUGGAAGUCUGGAUCUUAGAAGUAUAGGAAUGCCACCAUGUGGGAAAAAGAAAAACCAUUGUUUUGUCCUAAUAAAAUUUUAUCUUAAUAGUUCUUACUGAUAAAAUUAUAGGACAUUUAUGGAGGUAAGUUAUUUACUGAUUUUAUCAAUAAACUUAGAAAUAGUAAAGCUUUCGCUGAAACUAUUAAAAUUUAUUAUGAAAUCAAUUUUUGGGGGGCUUUUUAUUAUAUUGAAUUAUUUAUAUUUUUUAUAUAAAUUUUAGGUAUAUUGGAUAUAACAAAUAAAAAUUUGUAUACUGUUUGCCUCUUUUUUUUUUUUUUAUCAUCUCAUCUGUUACCUUUAUGUUCUCACUAUG